Zingiber officinale is the source of this 538-nucleotide messenger RNA. Its product is annotated as probable NOT transcription complex subunit VIP2. NCBI's taxonomy places the organism in Eukaryota, Viridiplantae, Streptophyta, Magnoliopsida, Zingiberales, Zingiberaceae. The transcript is spliced from 3 exons. The coding region runs from base 29 to 538 and encodes 169 amino acids. The record is from RefSeq and is a predicted model, not a curated record.
GGUGGUCUUCAAGGAUUGCAUAAUAUUCAUGGAAGCUUCAACCUGCCAAAUGUGCCUGGUUCGCUUGCAUCCAAAGAGGCCGCAAUGGGUGUUGUACCAUCAGGUGGUGUUCAGCAACCAGGAGGAAGCAUUCCUAGUGGACGGUUCUCAUCAAACAAUCUUUUGGUUGCAUUAUCUCAGAUGCCUCAUGGCUCUGGUGUCACAAAUAGAAGGGGGUAUUAAUGUUGUUGGAAAUCAUGCUUUUGGUAGUAGUAAUAUUAAUGGAGUCACUGGGUCAAUAACUGGUAUUUCCUCAAGUUCAGCUUCUGGGAAUCAUAGUUCUGUUCCUGGUUUGGGAGUUUCUCCAGUAUUGGGUAAUGUAGGGCCAAGACUUACAAGCUUUGUAGGCAAGAUUGUUGGCAGUGGUAACAUGGGAAGAAGCAUCAGUUUUGGAGGAUUGUCUGUGCCCGGUUUAGCUUCACGGGUAAACUUAGCUACUAUGCACAGAGCAAGAAGGAUAACGUUGGCACCAAUAACAAACAUAUUUGUAUAUCUGUGA